This is a messenger RNA of Aspergillus viridinutans, 648 nucleotides long. RefSeq lists its product as uncharacterized. Lineage: Eukaryota; Fungi; Ascomycota; Eurotiomycetes; Eurotiales; Aspergillaceae. The coding region runs from base 1 to 648 and encodes 215 amino acids. The record is from RefSeq and is a predicted model, not a curated record. The transcript has a single exon.
AUGAAGUGGUCAACUCUCCUCCCUCUGGCGCUCUCCACACUCUCUCUGCUCCCUUCCACAGGCGCAUGGGAAAUAACAUGGACCGACUCCGACAACCAAAAGCACAGCCAAUCCGGCACUGGCCCCAGCGACUGCAUCGUGAUCGAUAACCCCAAGGGCCACCUAUUCAAGAUCGACUCCCAGGGCGCAAAGGACAUCAACAUGCUCCUCUUCACAAACAACAAGUGCUCCGGCGAACCGGCGGGCAUGGCGACCGAGGUGUUCUCCAAGGAAUCUUCUCGGGAUCUGCUCGGCUUCAAGGUCGUCGCUCUGUCGUCAACGACCACCACGGCAACCGCUACGACGGGGAAGUCGGUCAGCCGAGUUGCGACGACGUUCCCGCCCACUUCGCCGAGUGAGACUGCCUCCACGAGUACCAGCGAUAGCGGCGAAUCGAUGACGAUUCAGCCAACGGAUGCGAUGAGCACAACUGCGACCACGACUUCGACUUCGACUUCUAAAAGCUCAAGCACCGCUUCCUCGACGACUUCGAGUGCGUCGAGCGCAGCUACCUCCAAUGCGGCAGGUCAGCUGGCUUCGAACGGGGAUAUGGUGAAGGCGCUCGUUGGCACUAUCUUCGGAUUGGGGUUGGUACAAUGGAUGAUUUGA